GUGAUGGGUUGUGCAUAAGUGAAAGAUUAAAAUAAACUUCCAGAUUCUAAGACUCCUAGAACCUCAAGUUCUAGAUAAGCUGCUUCAUUAUCAAUUUAUCAUCCAUUUGCGUUUGAAGAGACUGAAAAUUUAGAGUCGGAUUAUAUUCUUCACAAAUUAGAUCCACUAGCUAGUAUUAAUUAUAUAUAUAUGAUUAUAGCUUAAAGAAGCUAUAUAAUGAAGGGUGUUUCUAAGUAAAACAGCAUUUCAAGAAUUGUAAGGGUUUAUAAAUAUGAAAUUAUAAAGAACGAAUCACUUUCAGAAUUCGAAGAGAAUAUAAAAAAUUUAUUGAAGUUGGUAUUUGCUGUAUUUAAAACUUUAGAAACAUUUGAAUAUUUAAGGCACUAUAUCUUACUAUUUUAAUUAAAGAAAAAUAAGUUUGAUAGGUGAGUAUUUGGAUGGUGGAAAUAUGUUAGUAAGAUUGGAUGCAUUUAGUUAAUUGCCAUAAUAUGCAAUGAUAGAAAUAUUUUGUUAAAUUAUGGCAGGUUUGCAUUAUCUACAUGAGAAUUAAAUUACUCAUGGGUAAAUAAUAAAUAAAUAUUAGGGAUAUUCGUUUAGAACAUAUUAUGUUUACAAAUAAAUCUUUGGAUAAGAUUAAAUUAAUUGAUUUUGGUAUAUCUAAUACUAUAAAGUAAAAGAUUUCUAAUUGGAAACCAACCUCAACAAUAAAUGAAUUAUCAUUUAGAUCACCUGAAUCUAUUAAAGGUUAAACAACCUUCAAAUCUGAUAUUUGGUCAUGUGGUUGUCUUCUCUAUUUCUUCCUCACAUCUCAUAUGCCAUUUUAAGCAAAUAAUUUAUAAUCUUUGAAGAAUUCUAUCUUAAGAGGAAUACCAAAUUUUGAUGGUCAAGAGUGGAAUAAUAUCAAUCCUAUUAUGAAAAAAUUGAUUACUUAAAUGUUACAUCCAAAUCCUUUUCAUAGACCAACAGCUCUUUAAGUUUUAAACCAUGAUGUUUUUAUUGGAAGAGCUAGAAUUCUCAAAAAUCCCAAUAAGUAAUUACAAAGACAUAUGCGUUAAUUCAAAGUAUUCAUCUAAUCUAUCUAAAAGAUAUCUUCUUAACUAUAAACUGCUAUGCUUGUUUACAUUGCAGAAAACUUAAUGUCUGAAUAAGAUAAAACUAUGCUAAUGGAUGAAUUCAUGAAAUUUGAUUUAAAUAAGGAUGGAUUAUUAACGAAGGAAGAGUUACUUAAUGUAUAUUCCAGAACUUUACCACAUGAAAGAGCAUUAAAAGAAGUUAAUGAGAUUUUCAAAAAAAUUGAUGUAAAUGGAAGUGGUAAAAUAGAUUACUAAGGUAUAACUUAAUUAUGAAAAGGCAGAGUUUGUUAUAGCAACGAUUGAUCAAAAGAAAUAUUUCAACAAAGAAAAAUUAAUGAUGAUUUUUUAAUAAAUUGACAGUGAUCAUAGUGGUUAAUUAAAUAAGGAAGAACUAAAAAAAUUGUUAAGAGAUAUAUAGAUUCCUUAAAAAAAAUAUGAAUAGCUAUCUAAAUAAUUGGAUUAAAAUGGAGAUGGAUAAAUCAAUUAAGAAGAGUUCUUAAGAAUGAUGCUUUAAAUUUGA
Paramecium sonneborni is the source of this 1593-nucleotide messenger RNA. Lineage: Eukaryota; Ciliophora; Oligohymenophorea; Peniculida; Parameciidae. The record is from the annotation of a GenBank genome assembly.